Rhopilema esculentum is the source of this 6727-nucleotide messenger RNA. The record is from RefSeq and is a predicted model, not a curated record. NCBI's taxonomy places the organism in Eukaryota, Metazoa, Cnidaria, Scyphozoa, Rhizostomeae, Rhizostomatidae.
GCUACAGUUGCCAUAGUAACAAAUAUGUGUAAAUGGGAAAUGGCCAAGUAGUCGUUUGAAAACAAAUGCAAGCAUGGGCUGCACGUCAUCAAAGGUUCAAACUGUAACAGUAACUGCUAACAAUGCUACACGAAAAGAUCCUGUAAAAGAAAAACGGGAUUCUGGAGCAGUUGAUCCAAACAACAAUGCUGGUGGAACAGCAACAGUGAGUUUCGACAGGCCUAACGAAAAGCCGAUUGUAAGCGAGGUGAACAGUGUCCCAAAAUCAAGCCCGGUUUCAGAGGAAAUACGCUUUGCGCAUAAAAUUCAAAGUCAACCUGCUUCCAAUGAUAACGUUGAUAAGGAAAACAACAAUGAAAACAGUGUUGAAGAGGAGAAAGAACGGCAAACUUCUCCUGAAAUAGCAGAUCGUUCUUGUGCUGUCGACACCGAGAAUGAUAAUGACUUGUCAGUUAUUGCUAUAACAGAGGCUGAAAGUGGACUUUUGAGCAGCAGAACCAAGGAAGAAGAUGGACUGAGCAAUGCGCCCUCCAAUAAUAUCACAAAGAGAAAUUUAAAAUCUCAGUUAUUCUCAACCCUAGAUGUGUUUAAGGAUAUUGAUGCUUACGCUCUAAAGGCACCAAGAGAUUCAAUGAGCUCAUUUGAAGAACUUGCUAGAUAUCUCACAGGACAAUAUGAUUCAGAUUUGUUCAAAGCCAGAUCAAUUUGGAUUUGGGUCACAUCUAACAUUUCAUACGAUACAGAUGCCUUCUUCAACAAUGAUUUGUCUGAAGCAGCAGAUGAAACAAAUGCAUUGAAAACAGGCAAGGCAGUCUGUUCUGGAUACUCAUCUCUUGUUUCUGCCCUUUGCAGGGUCUUAUCUGCUGAAAAACUGCUCUGGUCUCAGUCUAAAGAAAUACAUGGGUUUGCUAAAGGGUACAAUUACGAAAUUGGACAAAAAUUUGAUGGGAAGAAAACCAAUCACUCAUGGACCUCUAUCAAGAUACAAGGUCAAUGGUGGCUGUUUGAUUUUACGUGGGGUGCUGGAUAUGUGGGAAACGAUAAGAAAUUUGCUUGGAACUACACAGAGCAUUAUUUCAUGACAGAUCCUGAACUUUUCAUAUUGGAUCAUUUCCCUGUGGACAGUGAAUGGCAGUUGAUGAAACCAAUCUAUGCUAUAGAGGAGUUUGAGCAAUGGGCAAAAUUCUCCAAGCAUUUCUUCAUCAACCAACUAAAACCUGUUUCACAUAAAAAUGGUAUUAUCGAAGCUAAUGAUGGAAAUGUUGAAGUAGUCAUCGGAACUGUAAAUCCAAUGCAAACCAGUGUCAAAUUAGAAUUUAUUGGUAAAGAGCAAAUCAAGAUCCUUACAGACUAUUCAUUUGCCCAAACAAGAGAUGCAGAAAUAGCAUUUUCUGCAAGGCUCCCUGAAGUUGGAAAAUACAAUUUCAAGCUUUUUGCAAGCAAACUGACAAAAGAUUCCGUUAAAUCGUACGAUCUUGUUGCCAGCUAUCAAAUCAAUUGCAAAAUUGCUGAUAAAAACUGCAUGCCUUUUCCAAAAACUUUCAGUUCAUGGCAGCCAGGAUAUCUCCUGCAUCAACCGAGAAAUGGGAUUUUACCUUCUGGUGAAUCAAUUCCAUUUGAGAUAACUGCUCCUGAUGUAAUUGAAAUGCAUAUUUCUGCCAGUGGUGGUAAAGGUGAAUGGAUUUCUUUGAAAAAAUCAGAAAAAGGUUUCUGGGUUGGAAAUGUAACUUUUAGCGCAGAAACCAGUGCAGCUACAGUUGUCGUAAAAAUUGAUGGGCAGACGUCGACGACCUUUAGUGGCAUUCUGAAGUAUGUCGUUGAAUCUUAAACAUAAUAUCAGAUAGAGUUUAUAUAUCAAAAAGUUAGAUUAAUGGGGAUGGCGGUCUAAGAUUUAAUCAGGUCCCUCAUGCUAUAAUUUUCACUGCGAGGGAUGUAAGAUUAGAAACUUGUUUUUGCGGCGGCCUAUUUUCAGACAAUGUAAAGCUCAAAAAUGUUUAAUUACAGUCAUUUUUAUAAGAGGCUGUCUGUAAACAACUAUGUCCAAAGGUGACCAAAAAUUUAAGAAAAGAAAAAUACUGAUCACCGUUAGAACGAAGCAAAAAAUAAGUCCUUGCGUUCUACUUCAUGUUAUCUUGAUUUACGUUAUUGCAUUUCAAAUUAACUAUUUUGCGUUUGGUGUGUAAAAGGCCUUUAAGAAACUUUCAGCACUGACAUCGACAAAAAAUUAAGAAAUUGAGUGCUAAUUCCGAGUUUAGUUUCUUACAAUAUCUGAGUACUGCAAGCUUGACAAGAAGGCUCUCUUGCUGUUAUAACUCCCUUUUCAAAACUCAGGUCCCGGGGCAACUUCCCUCCCUCCAAACCAUCUUGGUGGCCUUUACAUCACAAAUGAAUUAAGAAGGAAGUACACUUUAUCAUCUAUUUGUUAAGGUAAGGCAAGGCAUUUUAUUUAGUUGAGAAUUUGUUUAGGCCUUCCAACAUCAAGAUCGGGAUAAAAUAUCUUACUGUUUUCCUGCCAAACGUAAAAUUUCAGAAAAAUAAAUUGCAUAUAUUGAUUAUUUUAUAUUUAUAAAAGUCUGCGCAAAAGAAGAAAUGGUGUUGGUGAGCGCUAAACCAUAUUCAAGGUUUUUUCCAUUUUGAAGUUCAAUGCGAAGUUUUUUGGUUGGCCCUCUUAAUCAUAAGUACGGAUAAGUUUGCUUAAGCCUAGCCAAUCGCAUCCAACACCCAACAUUACACCCAACGAUGAACAGUGUACAGAAUAAAAUGCUCGAUGAAAUGGUUAAUGUGCUUGGCUAUCCUUUGUGGCUCUUGCACAUUACAAACUGGUGUAAGAUUGAGUUUGGUCGAAUUAAAAAAAUCCCUUUUUGUCAGAUAUUCGACGAAAUGUUGAAUAUGUUUGACCAUCCUUUGUGGGCCUUCAAGCAUUGCAGACUGUUAUAAGAUGACUUUUGGUCAAAACGAAACAUACUUAGUCUAGAGCUGUGUCUGCGUGCGAAAUAAAACGAUAAGAACAGACAAAGUUUGAAAACCCGGCAGAGAAUCACCUCCGAAAACGGUGUCUUGUACCCGUUCCGCUGCCAUUGCUCUUUCUUGAAUAUUAAGAGCUUUAAUAUGAGUAGUUCUUUAAUUAACAAACUUGUAAAUAGCUUUUCAAAUAUAAUCUGUUUGUCUAAAUGGAUAUAGAUAAUAUUUUGGGGGCUUAUUAAUGCGAUCAAAAUCUAAUCAGACAUUUGUAAUAGUAUUUAUAUAUUUAUAUCAAAAUACGGGUACAUUUUAAUGUCAAGUAUUUAUUAAGUUGUACAUAAGUUUCAUCUUUGGAUGACGAAUGCUUUUGUGAAUUCUUGAGUUCAAUUUAUUUCGCUAUGCUGAUUCUCUCUUUGAAGGGUCUCCAAAUCACGAACAAUGUUUAGUUCCCCUCCCAGUUACCAAAUUUUAUCACCUAAUGAGUUUUGAAUCAGGAGCAGUGGCCUAAUAAAUUCUUGCGGUAAAGCCGUUCGAAAUAGACAUCAACUUAUCUGAAAGCUUUGGUACAAGAAUUAUUGCAAAGAAGUGUUCAGAUAGAAUAGUUGAUGAAGUUUGCCCCUCUGAAGCCCUUUCUUGUUCUGAGUUUGAAUGCAGUGAACAAGAACGAUUAAAUCUAAUUCAGAUUUUAACAUGCUCGGAAUGGAUUGGGUACAAAUUCUAUUCGAGACAAUUAUUCUCAUAAACGUUAUUUCCUGCUUAAAUGGUUUAUUAAGACAUCCGGCUUUUGGUCAAAUGGCAGCUUUUUCUUUAAUCGAAUCUCGCAGGGCAAAGAUUUUCAGAGAUCGCUAUCUCAAUGUUGUGGCUCUCUCUUACGGUGAUUUGGAGCUGCGAGGGAUUGAAAUACCUUGGAAAUUGAACUUGACAAAAGAUCCUGAUGAUUCUAACGUGUCUUUUCGUGAUGUUGUUUUCUUCUGAUUAAGGAAAAUACAGGCAGCAAAAUUAUGGGAAGGGGAUUUCCAUUUUGAGAUACCACUGCAUCAAUUCUUAAGGCAAAACAAGAUUCAUUAAGUUUAAACUUUUCAAUGAAAUGCAAUUAACUACUUCUAGCAGCUUCUUAAUUCAGGAAAGAAAACCCGUUUAGUAUCUUGUAAUUGAGUUUUCCUCAGCUACUUCCCUUAUGGUUGGUUGGAUAGUGUUCAAAUUUUGGCUGCAUGGCCUUGAGGCUGUUACUCCAGGUUACCUCUCAAUUUUGCUCGACCUUUAUCGAAACAUCUUCGAGUUUUGAAAUGAGAGCUCUUUUAAGGUCUAGUGGAAGAGCUGAUUUCAAGUAUGGCAUUGUAAAUCAUAUCAUGCUAUGGCAAGAAUCAAGAUGGUUGUCGAAAAAUUGAAAUUCAAUAUUUCAAUCUGUAAAAAAAUUGUAGCCAGUUACUAUUUCAGCGAAUUAUCUUUCAAGAAUAAAAUAAAAUUUAACAUUCACAAAAUUCUAUUUUGUGUUGUCAAAUUAUAUAUAAACAUUAACAGGGGCGGACGUUUAUUCAAGUUACUACUGUACAUUGCUCUUGUCUGUUAAAACAUCAAAUAAGGAAUCAUUUAAAAUCAGUUCAUUAAUUGUAUAAGUUUAUCUUGCCUGUUGCUAAGAAUUGUUAUUGUCUGCCUUAUUAACUGGUAAGUACACAACAAAAAUACAGGCAUAGAAGCAUGCUCACCGGUGAAUGGCAAACGAAGCAACUCUACAAAUAUGAGAUGACAAACUUGUCUCUAAUCCUUUAUUUAUAAAACUUUGAUGUCGCAAACACAACUACCAGAAAGGUCUUCCGGCAUUCGAACCCGCUCUACUUUUAAAAAAGUAGCCAAUAAAAUCAUCGGCUGUUAGAAGUUUUGGCUAUGGGAAUUUAGCUGCGGUCCCCCAUUUUUUCCAAUUUCUUCAUGCUUCUUCCAUGGGUCAGAAAUUCCCCUCUCGAGUUUUAAGCUGUCGGUGAGCAAGGGCGUCUGCAGCACGGUAGCAACAGAGGUGACAACCCCCUUCAGCCAUUGGGGAGAACAUGUACCCUUAAUAGAAAGCAGGGUCGCUGGAAAAAUUUUUGGUGCUCUAUUUACAAGCUUGCCCCCUGACCUUUUCAUGCGCAGACGACCCUUUCUAUGUUUUAUAAGCCUGAAUGAUGUAGUACAUAAUCAUCAAUGGUCUUAAAAUGUUGUCAAUAUAUGUAGCAUUUUUCUUCAUCUUUCAAUUAAAUUUUUCUUGAAAGAUGUCCUUACUGCUGCAGCAGAAAGAUGUCUCAUAAAGGACAUUACAUUUAGUCACGAGUAGAAAUAUUCACAUGAUAAACAAUUUAUCGACCAGCUGAAUUCUAUGGUCAUUGGAUCCCUGAAGCGGCCUUGAUCACAAUAAAAAAGGGCCUUACAUUCAAGUUCCUCUAAAGCUCGUCUCCAGGCCUCCUUAGUAAAGCUCACUAUUAACUCCUAUGGUUGAAAAGUAGGGUGGUAGCAAAAGUUUACACGUAUUUUUUAUAAGAAGCAGCUUAUGAUAAACGGUAGACGCAAACUUUUGAAUGUUUAGAAACAACCCUAGCUUAAUUUAAAAAGCAAAGAAACUUUAAAGAUUAACAGUUAUAAAUUUCCAAGUGACUUUAAACAGUUUAAAUACAGAUUACAUUUAUUCUCGGUUAAACCUAAAUGGUUUCCUUUUAAUAACCUUUUGACUUCAAUUUCUCGGAGGAGCGUCAUCACUGGAUAUUGAUCUCAAAGAUUAAAGAAACACGUAAAAACUUAUGGUGACAAAUUGGCAUGAAAAUCUAAGAAACUGCCCACCAACACUGGACCUUGGUUUUGCAUAAAAAUAUACGUGUACUUUCACAGCCGAUUAGCUAGCACUGGAGCUAUAACUUCUCCCAGCCGCAUAAGUACAGAUUACUUCGGAGUAGCGGAAAUGGAUUUUUUCACAACAAUGUAGGUAAACCUAAUAGAGAAUUCACUAAGGAAAGAGUACGAGACUCUCGGACAUUUCAAAGGGCGGCGUUUCUUGUCGACCCUCUUAGAUUUUUGUCGAUUCUUGCUUCUGCUCUAAUGCUCUGACCCUAAAACUUGCCCGAACUAUAGAUAGCUUGUAUACAAUGGUGUAAUCGUAAAUUCUUAGCAAAAGUUGAAAAACAAAAACAGCGUGUCAGAAGUUCUUUUCAUAACAGUAUAAAAUUUUGUGCUUUUUAAGACAUCUCUGCAUUGAACAUUUGAAUGUUUGCGUUAGACUUCAUGCAUCUCAUUCUAGCGAUGUAUGCUCUGUUCUGCAGAUCAUCUUUUCGUCUCUCUUUAAGUCUUUCGCAUCCUUUUUAUUGAAAUUUGUCUGUCCACUUUUUUGUGUCUAUUUGGCUACAUGGCUUGCCUAUUUGCCACACAUAUUUUCCUGAGUGAGCCAACGUCAAAACCAUUGGUAUAUGAUCCUAAACUUUUAUUUGUCAAUUUGUGAGGCAUGUUGUUAAGCAUUGCUCUUCCCAUGCUUCUCUGUGCCACUGCCAAUUUAUGCCAGUGUCCAUGUUUUAACACCAUAUGUUAUUAUUGCUAGCAGUAUGACUCUACCCAUUACUCUCUUCUUCAAAUGUAAAACAUUGAUUUUUUUUUCAUGAAUUGACAUAUUUCCCAAAUCGUUCCCAUCCUGCAACCAUUUUUCUGUCAAUUUUCUUAUCAUUUCGUUUCCGGCUAAUAGUAGAUGACCUAGGUAACCAUAUUCAUUUACUUCUUUUAUUAUCUUUCUCUUUUUUGACCAAUGAACAAU